AUUCUUAGUUCAUUACAGUUCAAAGUUGCUCGUACUUUCUUGCUCAAUUUCAAGGCAGUUUUCGCGUUGUUUCUCUUGCUCAAAACAGUAAUGGAUGCUUUUUCUACCUUCUUCGAGUCUCAAAAUGCAUCUCGAUGGAACUCUUUAAAGAACCUUAACCAGAUCUCUCCCGUCGUGCAGUCUCAUCUUAAACAGGUUUAUCUUUCCUUAUGUUGUGCCCUUGUUGCAUCGGCCACUGGAGUCUACCUGCAUCUUCUCUGGAACAUUGGUGGUCUCCUUACAACUUUUGCAACGCUAGGAUGUAUCUUUUGGCUUCUCUCAACUCCCCCUUAUGAAGAGCGAAAGAGAGUUGGUCUAAUGAUGGCAGCUGGCCUAUUUGAAGGGGCCUCGAUUGGUCCUUUGAUUGAUUUGGCCAUUCAGGUUGAUUCAAGCAUUCUGAUCACUGCAUUUGUGGGAACUGGUCUGGCAUUUGCAUGUUUCUCAGUAGCAGCUAUGGUGGCCAGGCGAAGAGAGUAUCUUUACCUUGGCGGCUUGCUUUCAUCAGGCCUGUCCAUGUUAUUCUGGUUGCAGUUUGCUUCCUCUAUCUUUGGGGGUUCAACAACCAUCUUCAAGUUUGAGCUGUACUUUGGGUUGCUGGUGUUCGUGGGCUACAUUGUAGUGGACACCCAGGAGAUAAUUGAGAAAGCUCACUUUGGCGAUUUCGACUAUGUGAAACAUGCCCUGACCCUUUUCACUGAUUUCGUUGCUGUUUUUGUCCGUAUACUCAUUAUCAUGCUGAAAAAUGCCAGUGAAAAGAAUGAGAAGAAGAAGAAAAGAAGGGAUUGAAAGUGUGGCUACCUGGGAACUCCACUCGUUUAACUUUGGGAUGACAUUUAUAUAUAUAUAUAUAUAUUAACCUUCUUUUUCUUUAAACCAUGCCACCCAUUUAACUCUAGGAAAAUGUAUUUACCGGGCCGUUAGUGUUGGGUAUUCCCCUAAUUUGGGUGAUCGUUUGUGGCUGGAAUUCGGGUUGAACGUUGGCAUCGGUCUCUGUUUUUAUCAAUAAAAUAAAGUCACUGUUUUGUAGUA
Messenger RNA from Mangifera indica (mango), 1068 nucleotides. RefSeq names its product bax inhibitor 1-like. Lineage: Eukaryota; Viridiplantae; Streptophyta; Magnoliopsida; Sapindales; Anacardiaceae. The transcript has 6 exons. The coding region runs from base 91 to 825 and encodes 244 amino acids. The record is from RefSeq and is a predicted model, not a curated record. Gene Ontology annotation, cellular component: membrane.